This is a messenger RNA of Anthonomus grandis grandis, 3413 nucleotides long. It is a transcript of the gene LpR1, whose product is annotated as very low-density lipoprotein receptor-like. The record is from RefSeq and is a predicted model, not a curated record. Bases 74 to 2608 code for a protein of 844 amino acids. NCBI's taxonomy places the organism in Eukaryota, Metazoa, Arthropoda, Insecta, Coleoptera, Curculionidae. Gene Ontology annotation, molecular function: calcium ion binding; protein binding. The transcript has 11 exons.
ACCGCGUUGUCAACUUUUCUUUCAAACCGCAUGAGAAAUUCGUGAAGUGCAUUGCAUUUUCGCUCUUUAAGUGAUGAAGUUUCUAUUCUUCUUCGGAGUUUUUAUUUAUGGCUUUGGCUACUGCCGAUCGCUCAGUGCAAGUGCUGAAAGUUUUACUGAAACUUCAGUUUCGGGAAAUGUAACUUGUGGAAAAAACGAGUUUCGGUGUGGCAAUGGCAAGUGCAUACCUAGUCACUGGCAAUGCGAUAACGACAAGGACUGUAGUGAUAAUAGUGAUGAAGAUGAACACCUGUGUUUACUAAAAGUUUGCGGAGCUGAUGAAUUCACCUGCCGGUCAGUUGCUGGUGAGUGCGUACCUUUAACAUGGAUGUGUGACGGUAACCCAGAUUGCUCCGACGGUAGUGAUGAAAAAUCUUGCAAUGAAACAUGCCGAGCGGACGAAUUCACUUGCAAAAACGGUAAAUGUAUUCAAAAACGUUGGUUAUGCGACGCCGAUAAUGAUUGCGGCGACAAUUCGGAUGAAGCCGACUGCCCAGAAGUGAGUUGUGUGCCAGGAACUGAGUUUCAAUGCAGUGAGAAAUUUUGCAUUCCCUCUAAAUGGCGGUGUGAUGGAGAAUACGAUUGUAUCGACGGACGGGAUGAGCAAGGAUGCCCACCAAGGCCACAUCCAACAGUUUGUUUACGUUCAGAACAUGAAUGCAGCGAUCGAAUCACUUGUGUUCAUAAAGACUGGUUGUGCGAUGGAACGAAAGACUGUCCAGAUGGAUCCGACGAAGCACCUGCCCAUUGCACCAACGUUACUUGUAGGCCUGACCAGUAUCAAUGUGAUGAUAGAUCUUGUAUACCGGGAGCUGAAUUAUGCGAUGGCGCUGAGGAUUGUGCAGAUGGAAGUGAUGAACACGAUUGCGGUCAAACUACACCUCUUUGUGACCCUGCUACUCACUUCUCUUGCGGUCCUGGAGCCACGUGUAUUCCACUGAGUAAGGUUUGUGAUGGAAAUCCUGAUUGUCCAGAAUGGGAAGAUGAACCGAGGGGGAAGUGUGGUAUUAAUGAAUGUUCACAUGAAAACGGAGGAUGCACUCAUCGCUGCAUAGAUACGCCUGCUGGAUAUAGAUGUGAAUGUCGUUUUGGAUAUGCUCUUGGUAACGACAACCAUACUUGUAAAGAUAUCGAUGAGUGCCAGAUAGAAGGCACUUGUUCACAGAUUUGUCGUAAUAAUAAAGGAGGAUUUAAAUGCGAAUGUUUGCCUGGAUAUGCAAGAGAUCCAAGGGAUCACACCAGAUGUAAAGCCAUGGAAGGGCAUGCCUCAUUACUUUUUGCCAGACGGCGAGAUAUUAGGAAAAUAUCUUUAGAUCAUCAUGAAAUGACUAGUAUUGUUAAUGAAACUAACUCUGCCACUGCGUUAGAUUUCGUUUUCCGCACUGGCAUGAUUUUCUGGAGUGAUGUGGCUGAUAAAAAGAUUUACAAGGCACCUAUAGAUGAAGGGAAUGCUAAAAUUGUCGUCGUUUCAGAUGAGGUGACAACCUCAGAUGGCUUAGCAGUUGAUUGGGUAUAUGAGCAUCUUUAUUGGACCGACACGGGAACCAAUACCAUUUCUUUGGCUAACUUUGAUGGACAAAUGCGCAAAGUGUUAAUACGGGAUGAACUGGAAGAGCCCAGAGCAAUUGCUGUGAAUCCAGUAGAAGGCUGGAUGUUCUGGACCGACUGGGGUCAAGAACCCAGAAUAGAACGAGCUGGAAUGGAUGGGUCACAUAGAAAAGCUAUCGUUACUUAUGAUGUUAGGUGGCCCAAUGGAUUAACUUUGGAUUUGGUUAAGAAACGCCUCUACUGGGUGGACGCAAAGUUAAACACUAUUUCCGUAUGUGAUUGGGAUGGUGGUAACAGGAAGUUAAUUUUAUUUUCGGCUGCUGCCCUACGCCAUCCAUUUUCGAUCACUACUUUUGAAGACUGGCUUUACUGGACCGAUUGGGAUAGGGCUGCAGUCUUUCGUGCUAAUAAGUUCACUGGAAAAGAUUUAAGUCCUGUUACGGCCACUGAAAUGGUUCAGCAUCCAAUGGUUAUUCACGUGUACCAUCCGUAUCGUCAACCAGACGCUGAAAAUCAUUGUCAACCAGUCAAUGGCCACUGUUCUCAUCUCUGUCUACCAGCGCCAAGAAUAAGCGCACGCGCGCCGGAAAUCUCUUGUGCAUGCCCGGAAGGUCUACGCAUGCUAUCCGACGGACUCACCUGUGUACAAGACGAAACUAUAACGACAAGCACGCCAUCUCAGUCUGAGCCAUAUACGCCGAGAAUUGGUUCCCUUCCAGAGAGUACCACAAACAGGUCCAAAACUGGGACAGGUGCUCCAGAAUCUGCCGAUUCCGGUGGUGUCGCCGUAUAUGCCAUUAUCAGUAUUGCAUUUGUGAUAGUCGUAACUUCUGUGUUGAUAUGGUUUAUUUAUCGGCACAUAAUGCACCGUAAUGUUACCUCAAUGAAUUUCGACAACCCAGUAUAUAGAAAGACAACUGAGGAUCAGUUUACGCUACAGAAAAAUGACUACCCGGCUGUACAAAAACCGUACUUAAGUACUGUAGGAGAAGAGGCCCAACAACCGCUCAAUCCUGUUUAAGAAGAAUAAUCGAUGUCAAGAUAGUAAAUGCUCAACAGCAAACUUAUGCUCACUUAAAAACAAGUGGAUAUUAUCCUGAAAUACGAUUCUUAAUAAGAAACUAGAAACCGUAUAAUGAAGUUUGUUAGGCAAUUUAGAAUAUCUUCGCUCAGGUAAACAAAUAGUUUCGAAUCAAAAAGACGCCUGGUAUUGUAGUGUAGAUACAUAAACGAGCACACCGUUCGAAAUUGUAGUGACUUAAUAUGGUUUAGUUGUAAUAGAUAAAAUCGGGAGUUGGACAAAAAAAAGUUAAAUCAGGUUUUUUGGGCUUUUACUGUAUAAUAGAAAAUCUCUCUUAAAGUGAGAUUAAAAAUAUUAGUUUUAAUUCUUCUUUAGUUAUGAUGAAGUUUAUUGGUUCCUAUUUUAAUCUGUACAUAUUGAUUUCGAUUGUAUAAAAAUAAAAUUUUAAAGUGCAUCACAAAUUUAUUUAAGUUUAUGUAAUCAUCCAAAUCUUUAUGGGUUAAUUUACAACAAAUUGUGCUACAUGCUUUUCUAACAGUCACUGUAUAGAACUUUUUUACUCUUCAGAAGGGUUUUUGUAAAGCAAGGCGGAUAUAUUUAAGACAUUCUUAAUAUUCCUAGAGGUGCAUAUUAGCUAAAUAUUUCUUCGUUACAAGUGGCAAAUAUUCUGUGAUUAAUUUAUUUAUGUAUGAUUAAAAAUAAGAUGUUUUUUACUGUUUAGAUUGAUUUUUAAAUUAUUAUUUUUAUUUAUAUUGUCUGUUCAAAAAAUUAUUGAAAAUGCAAUAUAUGUAUUAAAAAUUGUAAA